Molecule: messenger RNA, 2334 nt
Organism: Colletotrichum spaethianum
Lineage: Eukaryota; Fungi; Ascomycota; Sordariomycetes; Glomerellales; Glomerellaceae
Product: catalase-peroxidase 2
Exons: 6
Coding region: 1-2334 (777 amino acids)
Biological process (GO): hydrogen peroxide catabolic process; cellular response to hydrogen peroxide
Cellular component (GO): cytosol
Molecular function (GO): catalase activity; heme binding
Source: RefSeq, a predicted model, not a curated record
AUGCACGCCAAACUGUCGAGCUGUCUUCUGGCAGCGUCUGCUCUUCUGCCUGCCGUCUCGGCUCAGGGUUGCCCUUUUGCGAAACGAGAUGGCUCCGUUAACAGCGAGCUCCCUAAAAGAGACACCGCCGUGGGCUUUGGUCGAUGUUCCACAAUCAGCAACCAGGCCGGCGGCGGCACUCGCAGCCACGACUGGUGGCCUUGCCAGCUUAGACUCGAUGUUCUCCGCCAGUUUCAGCCGUCGACCAACCCGUACGGAAACGACUUUGAUUACACCGAGGCUUUCAAGUCUCUGGACUACGAUGCUCUCAAGAAGGACUUGCACGCUCUGAUGACCGAGUCCCAGGAGUGGUGGCCCGCCGACUUUGGCCACUACGGAGGUCUCUUCAUCCGCAUGGCCUGGCAUAGCGCCGGCACUUAUCGCGCCAUCGACGGCCGAGGUGGCGGUGGAAUGGGCCAACAACGGUUCGCUCCGCUCAACAGCUGGCCUGACAACCAGAACCUCGACAAGGCCCGCCGCCUGCUGUGGCCUAUCAAGCAGAAGUAUGGCAACAAGAUCUCGUGGGCGGACCUGAUGCUCCUGACGGGCAACGUUGCCCUCGAGUCUAUGGGCUUCACGCCUCUUGGCUUCGCCGCCGGCCGCCCUGACACUUGGCAAUCGGACGAAUCCAUCUACUGGGGCGGAGAGACUACCUUCGUCCCCAAGGGCAAUGAUGUGCGCUACAAUGGUAGCACCGAUAUCAACGAGCGCGCCGACAAGCUUGAGAAGCCCCUGGCUGCCACCCACAUGGGUCUCAUCUACGUCAAUCCCGAGGGCCCCGACGGCAGCUCCGACCCCGCCGCUUCGGCUAAGGACAUCCACGUCGCCUUCGAUCGCAUGGGAAUGAACGAUGAGGAGACUGUCGCUCUGAUCGCCGGUGGACACGCUUUCGGCAAGACACACGGUGCCGUCUCUGGUGAUCAUAUUGGAGCCGCGCCCGAGGCUGCUGACAUUGGCGAGAUGGGUCUCGGAUGGCACAACGACGUUGGCGACGGCAACGGCGUCAACCAGAUGACCAGUGGUCUCGAAGUCGUUUGGACCAAGACCCCUACCAAAUGGAGCAACGGCUACUUGGAGUCUCUUUUGCACAACAAAUGGACCCUGGUCACCAGUCCUGCGGGCCAUCACCAAUGGGAGGCCGCCAACGGCACUCUCGACUACCCAGACCCCUUUGAUGCCACCAAGUUCCGCAAGGCGACUAUGCUCACUAGCGACUUGGCUCUGAUCAACGACCCUUCCUACCUCAACAUCACCACCCGUUGGUUGGACCACCCCGAAGAGCUCGCCAAUGCGUUCGCCAAGGCUUGGUUCAAGCUCCUCCACCGCGAUUUGGGCCCUGUCUCUCGUUAUCUCGGCCCUGAUGUCCCCAAGGAGACCUUUAGCUGGCAGGACCCCCUUCCCGCCAGGGAGGGUGACCUGAUUGACGAUGCCGACGUCGCUAAGCUCAAGUCCGACAUCCUCGCCGCCCCCGGUCUCGACGUUUCCAAGCUCGCUUCUGUCGCCUGGGCCUCUGCCUCGACCUUCCGUGCCUCCGACAAGCGCGGCGGUGCCAACGGUGCCCGCAUCGCCCUCGAGCCCCAGGUCAAGUGGGUUUCCAACAACCCCACGCAGCUCGCCGAGGUCCUCGACGCCCUCAAGACGAUCCAGACCAGCUUUAACACCGGCGCUAAGAAGGUUUCCCUGUCUGACCUGAUUGUCCUUGGUGGUACCGCUGCCGUCGAGAAGGCCGCCAAGGACGCUGGUGUUACCGUCUCCGUUCCCUUUUCCCCCGGUCGUGUCGAUGCUACCCAGGAGCAGACUGAUGUCCGCUCCUUCGGCUACCUCGAGCCCCAGGCCGAUGGUUUCCGCAACUACGGUCGUGGUACCGCCCGCGCCCGCACCGAGGAGAUCCUCGUCGACAAGGCCGCCCAGCUUACUCUUACUGCCCCUGAGCUGACCGUCCUCAUCGGUGGUCUUCGUGCCCUCGGUGCCGUCUACGAUGGUUCCAACACCGGCGUUCUGACCGAGAAGAAGGGCCAACUGACCAACGACUACUUCAAGAACCUCCUCGACAUCUCCACCACCUGGACCCAGAGCGGUGCUGAUGGCGAGCUGUGGAAGGGUGUUGACCGCAAGACCAAGGCCGAGAAGUGGACCGCCACCCGCGCUGACCUCGUCUUCGGUUCCCAUGCCGAGCUUCGUGCCAUUUCCGAGGUCUACGCCAGCUCCGAUGCCAACGAGAAGUUCGUUAACGACUUCGUCGCUGCGUGGACCAAGGUCAUGAACCUCGACCGCUUUGACUUGAAGAAGAAAUAA